CCUGCGGCAUCUCCCCAAAGCAUCAUCCUCGCAAUCUCCGCCGGGCCGAGCCAAAACCCCCGCAAAAAUUACUCACUACCCUCUGCAAGCGCGCAUCUCGGCCGCCGACGCCGCCAUGGCCGCCGCGCACUCCCUCCUCCACCUCGCGGUGCCCAAGUCCCUCGCCCCCACGUUCACCCUCUCUCCUCUCGGCGCCGCUCACCGCCUGCUGCCCUCCCUCCGGCCUCAGCGCAUGGUUGCGUCCUGUAGCUCAGCCCACCCUGACCUCGCCGCCUUCCCCAACCCCAACGGACUCCUGGUGGCCGAGCCCGCUGCGGUGACGCCCACCGACAUUGACGUGGCCACGGAGGCCGAGCUGCGGGAAAACGGGUCCCGGAGCACGCGCCGCACCAAGCUCGUCUGCACCGUGGGGCCAGCCACUUGCGGCCCCUCGGAGCUGGAGGCGCUGGCCGUGGGCGGGAUGAACGUCGCGCGUCUCAACAUGUGCCAUGGGGACCGCGACUGGCACCAGAAGGUCAUCAGCUCCGUGCGGAGGCUCAACGAGGAGAAGGGGUAUGCCGUCGCCGUCAUGAUGGACACCGAGGGGAGCGAGAUCCACAUGGGGGACCUCGGCGGCGCGCCAGCGGCCAAGGCGGAGGAUGGAGAAAUCUGGAUAUUCAGCGUUAGAUCUUUUGAGGUACCUCUCCCAGAACUAACUGUUCAUGUGAACUACGAAGGCUUCGCUGAAGAUGUGAGAGUUGGUGAUGAUCUUCUUGUGGAUGGUGGAAUGGCUCGUUUUGAGGUCGUUGAGAAACUAGGACCAGAUGUGAAGUGCCGUUGCACAGAUCCUGGUUUGCUGUUGCCACGUGCCAAUCUUACAUUCUGGCGGGAUGGCAGUGUUGUCCGCGCGAAGAAUGCCAUGCUUCCGACAAUUACAUCUAAGGAUUGGCUUGACAUAGACUUUGGAAUUGCUGAAGGUGUAGAUUUUAUUGCAGUUUCAUUUGUUAAGUCAGCUGAGGUUAUUAACCAUCUAAAGAGCUACAUAGCAGCAAGGAGUCGUGGCAGUGAUAUAGCGGUUAUUGCAAAGAUCGAGAGCAUCGACUCUUUGACAAACUUGGAGGAGAUCAUCCGUGCAUCGGAUGGUGCCAUGGUAGCCAGAGGGGACUUGGGAGCACAAAUUCCCUUGGAGCAGGUCCCUUCAAUACAACAAAAGAUAGUUAAACUGUGCAGGCAGCUAAACAAGCCAGUCAUUGUUGCUUCCCAGCUUCUUGAAUCGAUGAUUGAGUAUCCUAUACCCACCAGGGCUGAAGUUGCUGAUGUUUCUGAAGCAGUCCACCAACGUGCGGAUGCUUUAAUGCUUUCUGGCGAAUCGGCAAUGGGCAGAUAUCCAGAUAAGGCGCUCAGUGUCCUCAGUAAUGUUAGCUUAAGGAUUGAAAGAUGGUGGAGGGAGGAGAAGCACCAUGAGCCACUAGAACUUGAGGACGUUUCGUCUUCUUUCUCUGACAAAAUAUCAGAAGAGAUCUGCAUUUCUGCUGCUAAAAUGGCUAACAAGUUGGAAGUAGAUGCCGUUUUCGUCUAUACGAAGGGUGUCCACAUGGCUUCCUUGCUUUCACGGUGCCGCCCUGACUGCCCAAUCUUCGCCUUCACAAACUCGACGUCCGUGAGGAGACGACUGAACCUCCAAUGGGGCCUCAUCCCCUUCCGCCUCACUUUCUCAGAUGACAUGGAGAGCAACCUGAACCGCACCUUCUCCCUGCUCAAGGCGAGAGGCAUGAUCAAGUCCGGUGACCUGGUGAUCGCUCUCUCUGACAUGCUGCAGUCCAUCCAGGUGAUGAACGUACCAUGAGAGGCAUGAAUCCCUAGCGGUGCUGUUUUGACCAAAACGAGACACUGCUGUAGUGUUUGCAAUUUAUUCGUGUGCUCUCCUUGUGUUUAGACGGACCUGAGAACUCAACCGCAACAAUAAUAAUGUGCUGCAGUUCCUAGCCUGAUGUAAAACUCAUGUAUUAUCUAGGAUUAGUAUGGAAAUCGCUCAAUCUAUGAUUUUUUAUUA
This is a messenger RNA of Hordeum vulgare subsp. vulgare (domesticated barley), 2032 nucleotides long. Its product is annotated as pyruvate kinase isozyme A, chloroplastic. Lineage: Eukaryota; Viridiplantae; Streptophyta; Magnoliopsida; Poales; Poaceae. The record is from RefSeq and is a predicted model, not a curated record. Gene Ontology annotation, molecular function: pyruvate kinase activity; potassium ion binding; magnesium ion binding. The transcript has 6 exons. Gene Ontology annotation, biological process: glycolytic process. Gene Ontology annotation, cellular component: cytoplasm; chloroplast stroma. Bases 116 to 1825 code for a protein of 569 amino acids.